ACCUUCAACAUCCAAGCGUCAGGGUUUGAAUAUCACGAAUGGUUUCUGCUAUCUCCGGCGCAUGCGACCAUGUUUCCAUCUGUCAUGGAUCCCGGGAAUAGUUUGCUAUCGCGUAUACGGAAUAAUGAAAUACGUUCUCGAUGAAAAAUGUGGCGAACAAUUGAAAACACAUAAGAAAAAGAAAGUGCAACUAUGACUUGGUGUUGAAGCUGUGUCAAGUUAGUGAUUUGAGGUGUACAGGCGAGGAGAAUUGGCGUUUAAAAAUGAGCCUCGCUGGCACGGGCUGCUUUCUGUCAUUUCGGAGUCGGGAGAGAGUGGAAACGAAGACGCGUCAUUGAGUGGCUGAGGUAGCCUUCCAAGGAGCCAACUCUGACCAGGAAAGGGUGAUCGAGACGUUGGGUGCCAACAAAAGGAUCGAAGGCGUUUGGACGGUGGUACGCGAAGUGCCUGUCUGCGGGUAAUGAGGCAGGUGGUGGUGCUGGAGCCGGCGGGCAGCGUCCUGGUCAUCAGACAGACGUCCCUUGGUGGUGGCGUGACUAGCGUGACGACGUCGAGUGCAGCUUCGCAUCAGAAUCACACUGUGGUACCGGUCACAGUGUCAACGAGCGACCAGAAUCAGAAUAGAAUAGUGGUUGUGAGAUCGUCAUCGAGCUCGUCGACGACAGCCUCGGUCAGUCAGAGCGCCCUUCACUCAGCCCUGCAACAGGCCACUCGGAACGCGAUCAAGGUUGGAAAUAACAACGGUAAACCAACCUCCGUCAGCACCACCGUGAACAGCAACUGUAACAACAACAGUCAGACAGACGGAGGCUCCAUUUCUGGAGCCACAAAGGAGAACUCUUCGUCGGGAAAUGGCAACAAUAUUAACAACAACAAUAAUAACAACAACGUUAAUAACGUCAACGCCAAUAACAGGGUGAACGAGGGAUCGUCGAAGGUGAUCGUUGGAAACGGUGACGAGGACGUUGGAAGAGGCGAAUCCGGCUGCAAACUGAGCAAAGAGAACACCAGCCUCGAGGUCAAAACUGACACCGAGACCAAUUCUGACGGCGACCCGAUAAAACUACCAGAGAACUUAGAGACCCUGCCCAGGGCCGAGCACUUUCCGACACAGAGGCAUCGAUGGAACACUAACGAGGAAAUCGCUGCCAUUUUGAUAAGUUUUCAAAGGCACGCGGAAUGGCAGAGUCGAGAGGUAAAAGUUCGCCCAAGAAGUGGAUCGAUGCUGUUAUAUUCACGGAAGAAGGUACGAUAUCGGCGAGAUGGUUAUUGCUGGAAGAAACGAAAAGACGGGAAGACAACUCGCGAGGAUCACAUGAAGCUAAAGGUUCAGGGAGUCGAAUGUAUAUACGGUUGUUACGUUCACUCGGCUAUCCUGCCAACCUUUCAUCGGAGAUGUUAUUGGCUGUUACAAAAUCCGGACGUUGUUCUUGUUCACUAUUUGAACGUCCCUUAUCCGGACGGAGAUGCAAAACUAGCCGCGUUACCACCGUGCCUCGCAUUACCGCCGGACAAGAAAGAAUGGACCCGGGAUGAACUCGCUUCUCAGCUGAGGCCAAUGUUCCUCGGUGGAGACGUGGACUAUGACGAUCCGAACGCGACGCAGCAUUCUAAUCACCCGGUUGACAUGAUCGUCACUCAGCUCCUCGACAGACAAAGAGCAUCCAACACCCCGUCGACUGGUGGAGCUCAGCUCGCUCCCAGAAGACUAACGCCCGACAAUCAGGUUACUUCCACAACGGGGGGUCAGCAGCCUUCUUCCACAGCACCGAACGCACCUAGGGUAUACUCGCGACAUUCCCAUUCCACCCAGAACCAACAGCCAGCACCCCUGGUUCUGAGUUUACAGCAAAUCCAAGGAGGAGGUGGCCUCUUGAUUCUAAACAGUCAGCCCUACCAUCAGCAACAGCAACAGCAGCAGCAGCAGCAACAACAACAACAACAGCAGCAGCAGAAUCAGCGAAUUGAGAUGAGGCAAGUUACGGAGCAGCAAAUAGUCCAGCAGACGAGCGUCGACAGGGAGCAGCAGACUCAGCACGAAUUGGAUAAUCAGGAUAGCAUGCAAAGGUCGAGCACUCAAACACUGCCAGCGUCCAGUUCGGUGGUGACAGAUUUUGCCGAAACCUUGGACCUCAGUCAGGAAGACAUUCAACGGACGUUGUCGGCGAACAUGGUGCCUCCUGCUCCGUCGCCCUCUCCAGCUGACGACAACAUUAUCAAUCCAAUGGAUUUCAUCGAUUCCUCAGACGACGUUCUCGUCAAUUUAGACGCCUUUGACGUGUUUGGCGAUCUACCAGAGCUCCACGACUUUGAAACCGAGCAAGCAAAAGCCAUUGAAAGAGGCAGGUCAGACAGCGAUGCGAACUGUCAUCCGAACACAGCUCACAUCGCCGAAUACAGUCCUGAAUGGAGUUACACAGAGGGUGGUGUGAAGGUAUUAGUCGCUGGACCAUGGACGGGUGCUAGUGGCUCUCAAUCUUACUCGGUCUUGUUCGACGCCGAACCAGUAGAGGCCUGUCUGGUGCAACCUGGGGUACUGCGUUGUCGAUGUCCAGCGCACGCUCCUGGUCUGGCCUCCCUUCAAGUAGCCUGUGAUGGUUUCGUUGUCUCUGACAGCGUUGCAUUUGAGUAUCGGCGUGCACCAACAGCCGAGCCAAGUCCCGAACGCGCCCUCCUAGACAGGCUGGCCGACGUCGAAGCCCGUCUCCAAGGUCCUGGUCCUCCCUCACCAGCAGCCCACUUCGAGGAACGGCUCGUCGCCUAUUGCCAGGACGCUGUAGCGCGGCCUUGGCAGGUCGGCGCUGAGCCUCUGCAGUCCGGUGGACCGACUCUUCUGCACUUGGCUGCUGGGUUGGGUUACUCCAGACUGGCUUGUGCUCUCCUUCAUUGGAGGGCUGAAAAUCCCAGCACCGUACUGGACGCGGAAGUCGAUGCUCUUCGGCAGGAUGGAAGCGGACUCACGCCACUUGCCUGGGCUUGCGCUGCUGGACAUGCUGACACAGCUAGAAUACUGUACAGGUGGAACGCGAUGGCGUUACGAGUGAAAGACAAUCGAGGUAGAAGCGCGACUGAGAUAGCAUCGGGAAACGGUCAUUCGAUGAUAGCGGAAGAGUUGAAUCAGUUAGAAGCACGGAGGCAGGACGAAGGGCUUUUUUUGCGUCCAGCGAGCCCUAGGAGACCUUCCCAAGACAGUGGCCUUGAUUUAGCGCUAUGUGGCUCACCGCUGUUGGACAACAUGGAGUUGUUGCAAGAAGACGAAACAUCGUUGAGCCUUGGCCAACAGAGAAUGGAGAGUACUCCUAGUGCUCCCAACCCCCAAGAGACUGUAGGGGAGGAAGAUGCCAAAGUACUGACCUUGGCAGAACAGAUAAUCGCAGCGCUUCCAGAACGAAUAAAACGCGGUGAUGGAGAACCUCCCUCGCCAUCUUCACCCCCGUCACCGCCUCCGCCGUUAACACCAUUGGAAGAUGCCUUGAUGGAGCAAAUGCCUCUGGAUUCGGGCGAACUGUUCGAUUCGUAUCGGGACUGCGGCGGGGGAGCGGCAUCAGUGUCAGACGUUGACGCUGAUGCCAGUCCCUCGAGUCCAUCGAGCAGUUGUCUGACGCCAGACUCGCCCUCGCCGCCACCGACGACUGCGGAUUUUUGCGAAUUCCUCCAACUCCAGCUCCAGCUGGACGGUGGGAAUGGUCACAACGCUCGUUACGGUUACGAAAAUGGUGAUCGUAACGUAGUUUUGGGCGGGGGUGUUUGCGGCGGUGGUGGGGGUGACAGUGAGGCCGAUUUGAGCAGAUUGACACUCUCCGACCGGGAACAACGCGAACUUUAUCAAGCCGCUCGAAUGAUCCAGAAGGCUUAUCGCAGCUACAAGGGACGCCAACGCCAGGAAGAAGCCGAACGACACGCUGCCGUACUCAUACAGCAGUACUAUCGACGGUAUAAACAGUACGCUUAUUACAGACAAGCAACUCGAGCAGCGUUAGUUAUCCAGAGUAACUACCGCAACUACCGGGCUCGUCCUGGGUCUUCCAGCUCACGACAACAAGCCGCUUACCAACAGGCCGCCCAUCAAGCCGCCAGAAAAAUUCAGCAGUUCAUGAGGCAAUCCAAAAUCAAACUGCAGAGCGCCAGGGCCGUCGCAAACGCGAGCGCGAGGCAGCCGGGACACACUUCACAGGGGGCUGUUGCCCUCCAAAACUCGCCCUCAUCUAGCCCAGGGGCCAGCCUAGCAGCCGCGAACCACGAUGCCACCCAGCAACCAAACAUCGUUCAUCCUUGCCAUCGGUAGCAUCGGGUGCCGGUUUUAACCAGAAGCAAUGCCACCGUGUUUAGGUAUUUCUGUUUUACUGGCUAGGUAAACGGCACGAGGUAUAAA
This is a messenger RNA of Diprion similis, 4372 nucleotides long. It is a transcript of the gene Camta, whose product is annotated as calmodulin-binding transcription activator 1. The record is from RefSeq and is a predicted model, not a curated record. Gene Ontology annotation, molecular function: protein binding; double-stranded DNA binding; transcription coregulator activity. Gene Ontology annotation, biological process: regulation of transcription by RNA polymerase II. The transcript has 14 exons. Bases 461 to 4285 code for a protein of 1274 amino acids. Lineage: Eukaryota; Metazoa; Arthropoda; Insecta; Hymenoptera; Diprionidae. Gene Ontology annotation, cellular component: nucleus.